Serendipita indica DSM 11827 is the source of this 1221-nucleotide messenger RNA. The record is from the annotation of a GenBank genome assembly. NCBI's taxonomy places the organism in Eukaryota, Fungi, Basidiomycota, Agaricomycetes, Sebacinales, Serendipitaceae.
AUGGAUCAUCUUCUUGAAUCACCUUGGCUUGUUACAUCUGCUACUGUAGCAACUUUGGCAACUCUUUAUAUUGCAACGGCUAGCGGGGAUGCUAAGAAAGCCGGAACCCGCUCGCUAUACGAGCUUCCAGGCCCACCACGCCAGUUUCUGCUGGGAAGUGCCGCGCAUUUCCCCAAAGAUUCGUGGUACGAAGUAUUCAGCAAGUGGAGAGAAGAAUAUGGCGAUGUGAUCUUUGUACCUAUUGCAACGAUGCGAACAGUAAUCAUCCACUCGCUAUCCGAUGCAGAGGAACUCCUCAAUAAGCGCGCAAAUGUCUGGAGCGGCCGACCCAACAAUAGGAUGGUUGCCGACCACAUGGGUCUAUCCUGGAGCUUGCUCUUGACCUCGCCGGGCAAGUCAUUCAACGAACAGCGCUCCAUCUUUCGAAAAGUGCUUGGGGCACAGGCUAUCAUCCAAUACGACCCGCUCGUCUCAGUUGAAGCCAGAAAUCUCGUUGAGUCAUUGAGGGACUCAGUUGGCAACCCAUCCCAAACAAUUCAGGCGAUAGAUGCGCCGCUAACCAUCAAGAUGACUUAUGGAUCGAAGAUAUACGAGGAGCACGGGAAAGAACUCGCAGAUGUCAAUAUGGAGGCUCUAGAGUUUAUCACCUGGUGCUUCAGCCAGGUGUGGAUCGUCAAUAUUCUUCCCAUCAGUCGCCUACUUCCCUCCUGGUUCCCAGGUCUAAAGUAUCCGGCUUUUGCGAAGAAGGGACGCGAACUCGUGUCCGCGAUUCGAAAUAGAGGUUUCGAUCUCGUCAAAACGGAAAUUGAACGCGGAAGCGUCGACUUGUCCAUCGUCUCAAAACAUAUACACGAGUCCGAGUUUGAUCCAGAUGUACUCCAAAACGCGACUGCGAUGAUGUAUCUGGGUGGCGUGGAUACUAUUUCUACGGCUUUGUCGAGUUUCUUUUGCCACAUGCUCAUGUUCCCAGACGUUCAGAAGCAGAUUCAAGCGGAAGUCGACAGCGAAGUCACUUCUGGAGAGCUGCCGACGAGCAAACAAGCCGUGGCGAUGAAGUAUCUUGGAGUAGCAUGGAAAGAAUCGCUUCGCCUUGCUCCACCAUUUCCUACAUCUGUACCCCACGUGAACACAUCCGACGACGUGUUCAAGGGAUAUUACAUUCCCAAGGGCACGCUCUUGAUUACAAAUGUCAUGUUCAUGCUGCGUGAUCCGCGCAUCUAG